Molecule: messenger RNA, 2988 nt
Organism: Paramacrobiotus metropolitanus
Lineage: Eukaryota; Metazoa; Tardigrada; Eutardigrada; Parachela; Macrobiotidae
Exons: 7
Coding region: 252-2672 (806 amino acids)
Biological process (GO): transposable element silencing; germ-line stem cell division
Source: RefSeq, a predicted model, not a curated record
AAUAUUAUUGUUUGUUUUCGUCUAGAUUUCUGUGGUAGUUUUUUAUUUCUUUUUUUCACGAUAUGGAAAAUUUCUUCAGAACGGAGCAAUCUCCAGUUUAAUUUUUAUGAGUUUUACAAGAGAUUUCGCUUACCAGUAGCUUCCUCAUUCCUGAUGGUAUGCGAAGAAGGUGUCGGUGAUGUUUCUCAUUCUAAUGACUUACAUCGUUGCAACAUUUAGCCGCAGUGGUUUUGUAACUCUUGACUGCGAAGAUGUCGGAAAGCCGUCCACCCGUCCAGUACUGCGAAGACGAGUCGACCCUGUUCGGUCAGCAUUCACGGCUCUUCUACACCGGGCUCGCCGCUCUCCCCUGGCGGACACAGCUGAUCAGCGGCGCCCUGCCGCUAAAUCCGCACGUCCGCCCGCUCGUCCUCUCGCUGUCCGGUCCGCGGCGCACCGAAAUGCAGUCGCUGCUGUGGCCGCACAUCGUGCACCGCUACAACGUGGUGUACAUUGAGAAUCCGCUGCUGGCGCCCGAGCCCCCUCCGAACUACGACAACGCCAUGGAUGCGGGCUUCGUGGUGCCCAUGCUGCUGCGUAUUGCGGAGUCAUGUGCCCGCCGUCAUCUGGCGCAGUCGUACAAUGAAGGCCCAUUGGCCAUUGUAAUUGUGGCGACACUGGAGGAAUCCCUGUCGUUGGUGGAGGAGAUCCGCACGGCGGCCAUGCAGUUUGACCGGGAUUUCCGUGUGGUGAAUGUUUUUGAAUUGCCCGACGAAAAGGAGUUCCAGGAGAAGAGUUAUUUGACGGCCGAGAAUUGUGAUGUGUUGGUGGUGGCACUGCAUUCGGUGCUAACGCUGUUCGCCACACAGGGCCGUCUCUGGUCCGCGCCCAUCAAUCUCAUGAAAGUUGAAAUCGUUGUUUUCAGAAAUAUCGAUGUUUUGCUGAGAAUUAAUCCGACCCUGACGGAAACGAUACUAGGACGCUUCCGUGAAAACCCCGAAAUAAACUACGUGUUUGCCGCGUCAGCGUCAUCACCGGCCAUGAAGAAAUUGGUGGGCAAACUGGAGAAUAUCGUCUGCACUGUGAUUGGUAACUAUUUGGACGCGGUUGUCCAUGAAAAACUCCCGAUUCAGCUGUUCGAAACGAAUGCCAAGUUCAGCCUUCCGUGGGUUAUGCAAGCACAGAAAACCUUCCAGGAUCGGCAGCCAGGAGAGAAAAUCAUUCUGUUUGUCGGCUCUGACCGGCAGAGUGCCGAACUGAAGCAGAGUCUAGCGCUGCAACGCAGUGGCCGCAUGCCACCGAAAGCUGAAUAUGACUUCCAGGCCGUUAGCGAAAACGAUUCCAUUUAUGAUGUGGUGAAUGGCAUUCGUGACUGGUGGAAGUCAGAUCCCAAGGAGCAGAUUCGCAUUCUAGCCAUUCCGGACAAAUAUGCCGGUGACUUUGGUAUUGAUGACGCCGAUCUCAUCGUGCAUCUGGCGCCUCCUCAAAGUGUCCUGCAGUUUUUGAGACGCUUUGGCUGUGUCCGGAAAUCCUUCGCGUUGUGGACAUCCAAAUACGCGGCAUUAGCUAAAGGAAACGGUGAAAAAGUGGUGAUGCCCAGUAUGCCGUGUCGCAUUGUUCUGGAUGAAGGAUGGAAACCGAUUCUUCCUAUUGUCUUGUACAUGGCUAGUGCGGCAGAAGGGUACAGCAUUAUCCCGGCGCCGGUUGUGUUAGCUAGCCAAAAAAUCCUUCAGAGCCCGCGGUUCAUGCAGUUACCGCCAUGCCUCAUUCAACUGUACUAUGGGGACUGUAUAAAGAAAGGAUCGUGUUCUGCGCGGCAUUACCAUGGACGACCGCAGAAAUUGACAUUAGCCUUAUCUCCGGACAAAUGCACCAAAUUCGAGUUUCGCCUGAUGCGCUAUCUGAAUCCCAUGCAUUUUAUUGCGCGUAUAGUACGGGUUUUUGUUGCCGGGGAGAAUACGUCCAUUAUUUCAUACGAACGACUGCAGAAGGAUUUGGAUGAAGAAAUGGCCAAUAUUCUGGACGAGCUACCACAGCCAUACAAUAGUCUUCCGGAUCCUGAUGUGGUUUGUGGUAUGGUUAGUGCUAACGGGAAGAAACUGCACAGAGUCCAAGUGCUGAAAAGUAUCGAUAAGGACCAUGUUCAUGUGUAUUAUGUGGAUGAAGGCAUCGGAAUGCCGUUCUUGACAGAAGAUCGUCGGCAUCCGAAGCUUUCAGCACGAAUUAAAUCUAGUUGUAAAUUCUAUCCAUUACCGGAGAAAGUCGCAAAUAUGGAAAAGACCUGGGUUAAUAUGAUUAUUGCGCGCAUUCAGCCCUCCUCACAGGAAGUAGCGUGGAGACCGUCGACAUCCGCAGCGGUGUAUACUGCCAUUAAAGGUCAUAUUGUGGAUGAAAAAAGCCUGAUGGAAACGAAAUCAGUACUGUCAACGGAGGAUUUUGUGCUUGUCGAUAAUUUCAAAAGCUUCAAGAUUCAGGAAGGGCGGAAUGUGUGUGUGCUGAGCAUGCAGAAUAUACUGUCUAGGAAUUCCCGUUUCGUUGCCAAUCCAACGCACCUGGAGAAGCUUAGUAAAUCUCUGGAGAACGAAAAUCCUUGUCGCGGCCAGAGUCUGUCCACUACUCUUCCGCUAUAUGUUGCGACUACUACGGAUGACCUUUGUGAAACUUCUCUGCCUGCUAUACAAGAAUCACAGUAGAUUAAUUUUGUUUUCCGUUGCCGCUAAUGCGUGCAUAGUAAUUGAUUUUAUAGUAUUUCUGUUGUGAUUUGAUUUGUGUUUUUCAGUUUCUGAUCGCAUUUAAUUCGGCACUGUCCUUUGAUAAAUUUUUCGGCUGCUAAAUAUGGCGAAAUUUAAAAUGAGCAGUCCUUGAUAGCUUUGCCAGUGACACCGAAAAAGGACUUACUAACUCUCCCUUUUGACGAACAUUUUUGUUGCUCAGUGUCAAUAUUAUCAGGUAAUGGAGAUUACCAUUGUUUAGUGUGUUGCAGUCUGAUUGAAAAACAAUAAAAUUAAA